Messenger RNA from Acyrthosiphon pisum (pea aphid), 5396 nucleotides. Its product is annotated as piggyBac transposable element-derived protein 3-like. The transcript is spliced from 2 exons. The record is from RefSeq and is a predicted model, not a curated record. NCBI's taxonomy places the organism in Eukaryota, Metazoa, Arthropoda, Insecta, Hemiptera, Aphididae. The coding region runs from base 3324 to 5192 and encodes 622 amino acids.
GUUAUCGUCGGAUGUAUAUUGCGCUAAUAUUUAUAAGACAGUUAAAAACGAAAAAAUAAUGAUAAAUGUGUGGAAUAUAUCAGAAGUCACACAGAAUAUAAACGUAGGUCAAGUGCGUACAAUUUGUGAUACUGAAAGAAAAAGACAUUUCAAUUUUUUUUGUUCAAUAAUGAUGAAACAUCUUAUUACUGUUAUAUAAAAAAUUGUUCAAGAUUCGUUAAAAGUCAGAAAACUAAAAAUUGUUCCAAGCUAAUUAUCUGUAAAAGAUUUUUACUACUUUCAGCAAUAAACCAUUUAAGGGUAAACUUUGGGGCAUGAAAGGAUUGAUUGAACAUCAACAUAAUUGUAGAAAGAAGCAAUUAGGGAGGCCUAUGAUGUUUGAAGAGGCUAAUGAUGAUUUUAUUUAUUUUAAAUGUUAUAAAAAAACUCAAAGUAUACCAAUUUGUUAUUUAUGCAGACUUCGAAUGUAUUUUAAAACCUAAUUCUUAAUUUAUAAAAUAAAGUCAUAUUAUCUAACAUUCAAUUAUGCACAAUGCUGGUUGAUAUAAAUCAUGUUUAUUAUAAGAUUUUUUUUUCAACAUUUUUCUAUAUUUACGUAAAAAACAUUUUCAGAUAAUGAAUUUCCACAAUAAUAUUUUAAACGAAAUAGACUUUUAUAAACAAAUGAUUCAAAGUUAUACGAAAACGGAUGAAAAAGACCUCAUCUCGAGAAGAUCGAAACUUAAACGGAAUAAAAAAAAAUAUUAAAAAUAUAAAAUAUAAAUUGUUUUUAACUAAAAGAACCACAGAAGUCAACUAACGCAAGUCAUAAAAAGCAAAUUUUACAGGAGAGACAAAUCAAAAAUAUUUGUUGCAAUGGACUUACAAUUGUAUACUUCAAAAAUAUUAUUUUGUAUUAUUUUCUUAUGUAAACGCUGGACAUACGUUUCUAUACUCCUAUCAUAGUUUAGUUCUAAGGUUUGUUUGAAGUUGAGAGAUUUAAGAAAUGUUCGAAAACAUUUUUGAUUAAGAAUACUUUAGAUUUUAUAGACUACACGCUUUUUUUUUUAACUAUGUUAGAGAUUUAUAAAUUUUAAAGUUAAAACAAUCAUGUUUACAAUCAUCUAUAAAAUUUAAUUUACAUGUGGAUAGUGUAUCUAUAAACUCAAGAAGUUCGGGACAUAGGUUAGGGCAUUGGGGAGGCCUAUAUAGUGUUUGAAAAGGGAGAUGAUGAUUUCAUAUAUUUCAAAUGUUAAAAAACCAAAGGAUUCCAUUUGUAAUUUAUGCAGAUUUCGAAUGUUUAUUAACUCCCAAACAACCUAAUACGUUUAUUAAAAUAUGUAAAAAACAAAAAAAAAACAGAAAACUCACGUUACACAUUUACAUGAAAUUAUGAAUUAUGGGUUUAAUGUUAAAGUUGACUAUAGUAUUAUAUCAAAAGAGCUGGUGAAACAGUUCUAAAUUCCGAGGAAGGUGAAUAUAUAUAUAAGUGAGAAGGCUGCACAAAAAUGUAUGAAUAAUAUGAUUGAAAUCAGAAAUAGUAUCAAUAAAAUUAAUCAAAUUAAUACGUUUAUUGAAUAAAUUAACUGCAAAAGAAGUAAGACAUUUGCAAUGAACCAAGUUUUGUGAAAAAUGUUCAAAACAUUUUAAAAACAAUAAUUUAAUUUAAGUUCGAGAUCAUUGUGUCAUUUUACUGGCAAAUAUAGACAAUGUCUCUGUCUUCAAUGUAAUUUUCAAAUAACUAGUCAAUCAUUCGUUCCAAUUUUCUUCCAUAAUUUAUCGUAUGAUAGUCACUUCUCUCAAUGUAACUUAUAUAAAUAAAUAUUAUAUAAAUAAACUUAUAUUAAAAGAAAUAUGAUUUUUUUAAAAGAAGAGAAAGAAAAGAUGCUUAAAUUUUAUCCAUAAUCUGUCGUACGAUAGUCACUUCAUAAUUUGAGAGCUCGGUUGUGAUGAUAAUGAUAUUCACAUUAUUCCUAAUUCAACAAAAAAAUAUAUAUCCUUUAACAAGGAAAUCGAACUUAGAUUCAGUAUAAAACUUUUUGAUACAUUUCUUCGUUUAGAAAUACAACAACUUACAUUGUAAUUUAGAAUACAAUUUCAAAAGGCGGCAUUCAAAGAAACCGGGAAAAAACGUAUAGAAGAAAAAAAAGAAAUUAUUAACAACCAUAACAAUUUAUGGUACAUCAGUUACUUGUGUGAUAAAAACAUGUUGUCCAAUAAAUUAGACAAUGUUAGAUGAUAUUCUGUUUUUUUUCUUUUUCAAUUAAUAAUUAUAAUUAGUCAAAACCUUCAUAUUUUAAUUGAACGGUGAUUUGGCGUAUUGUAUUAAAAGUCGAACGUACAGAUUGAUAAAAAAAAAAACAUUCGACACAAUCACAUUUUACAACAAUAAUUAUAGACGAAAGUUCAGUGAAGCUUCUAUGAGAUUGAACAUGGGCGACGACUCAAAGGACCAGUCACUUAAGCCUUUAUCAAACCACGCAAUAUUCGAUUAAUUGUUAAUCGAUCCAAACCGUCAAACUAUUAAAAGCAAUGAGUUAUGGGCUCAUUGAGAAGACGAGUGAAGAUGUACCAGCUGAGCUAAUGGAGAAGCACGAGAUAACGACAGAACCAGUAUUAUAUAGAGGAAACAAUAGUAAGACGGACGUGGCGAGACAUUUUGUUGAAACUGUUUCUGAAAUAUCGUUAAAGAUAGAAAAACUGUCCUUUCGGUCCCCUUGGCCUCGUACGAAGCCAUGUAUUAGAGAAAUUCAUAGAUAAUCAUCUACAUAACGUAUAAACUCGUUAUAUAUCUCUCUAAAAAGCAAAUUUUAUUUAGAUUCUAUUGAAAAUAGAGCCAAACGUGUGGUAUAUGUACUUAAAGGUUUAUUUGAGCUUAUACAAAAAAAAAUUUGAAAAUUUUGAAAAUCCUCUUAUCAGUUUUAUUUUUUUUGAUAAUUCGAAGAAUUGUGAUAUUAAAAAUCUGAUUUUAUCAUUUCUUCCAUGAAAAUAGGUAUUGCUAUAGUGAAAAACUGUCGUUUUGUCAAUAUGACUCACGAGCAAGCGUACAACCAUGGUUAUAUUAUGGCAUCCAGGGAAGCCACUGGGCGUUUACGUUAUCAACACAUUUCUGAUAAAUGAUAAUAGUUAUAUUUUUAUUUCAUUUUUAAAUUGGUUUCUCUAGUCUUUGUAACAAAAUUAAAACACUCAAUUACUAUACAAACUGUCUGCUGGAGUAUCUUAGUUUAUUCGUUAAUUCGUUAUUAAAUUAUAUUUUGUAUGGUCGUUAUUCGUUACCAAGUGUUUUUAUAGGUAAACAUUACAAUUUUUAUUUAUUGACUUAUUGUUGUUUACUUCUUCGUAAAAUGUCACGUAAUAAAUUACGUGAUGAAGAUAUUCUUGAAUUAUUGGGAGAUGGUAGAAAUUCGGAUUUAUCAGAUUUCUCUGACGAAGAGGACAUAAAUUUUCAAUCCGAAGAAUUUAAUCGUUUUAUAGAGAAUUUUGAUUUUGAUUUGCAAAGUGAUGAUGAUUUUAUACCUACACAGGAUUUGCAAGAUGAUGAUGAUUUUAUACUUACACAGGAUAUUGAUGAACAUGAUAAUGUUAUUGAUGUUGUGCCAGAUUCAAUCACAGAUCCAUUUGAGGACCAAAAUGAUUUUAUGCCACCGUUUGUUGAUAAAAGAAGUAUAAAAUGGAAAAAACAGCCUUUUGUACCUUCAAAAUUUAGUUUAGAAGAACUUGAAGAACGUAAUUUUCCUGAAGAAAUACCAACACCACUAGAUUAUUUUAUGAAAUAUUUUCCAGACAAUGAGUAUGAGGAGAUGGCUACAUAUACAAACACUUAUGCACAACAGAAUGGUAAAUUAACUUGGAUUGAAACAAAUUCAAGGGAAAUGAAAAUAUUUGUUGGUGUUCAUUUACUUAUGGGGGUGUUUGGUCUACCACGAAUACGAAUGUACUGGGAACAAAAGUCCAGAAUAAAUAUUGUUGCUGAUAAUAUUACAAGAAACAGGUUUUUUGAGUUAAGAUCAAACUUUCAUAUUAUGGAUAACAACGACAUUCCAAUAAACAAUAAAGAUCGUUUUGUAAAAGUAAGGCCAAUCUACAAUAUUUUGCAAAAAAGAUGUAAUGAAUUACCUGUCGAAAAAAAUUUGUGUGUCGAUGAGCAAAUGGUGCCGUUCAAAGGUAAACUAAGCGUAAAACAAUAUAUGCGUGGUAAGCCAAAUCCCUGGGGAAUUAAGUUAUAUCUUAUGUGUGGUGAGAGUGGUCUGGUAUAUGAUUUUCUUCUUUACCAAGGAUCUACCACUGAACUAAAUUGUAACAUACAAAAAGUAUUUGGUUUAGGUGGUGCUGUGGUGUUAAAACUUACCAUGCUAUUAAAAAAAAACCGUCAUUUUUUGUACAUGGAUAACUUUUUCACUUCUUUCAACAUAUUACAUGCACUACAACAAAAUUGCAUAUAUUCUGCAGGCACAAUUAGAGUUAAUCGGUUUGCAAAUCCGCCUUUUAUCAGUGACAAAGAACUAUCAAAAAUGGGUCGUGGAUCAUCAUUUGAAGUGAGUUCUAACAUGCAUAAUAGUAAUAUUGGAUUAAUCAAAUGGUAUGACAAUAAGGCAGUGGUAUUAGGGUCUAAUUUCAUAACCUCUGGGGUUCCUGAUGACAUAAAAAGGUAUGACAAGAAAGAAAAAGCUUACAUAACGGUAAAUAGGCCAGAAAUUAUAAAAUGUUACAACCAGUCGAUGGGAGGAGUAGAUAAGCAUGAUCAACUUGUAAGUUUUUUCAGAACAUUCAUUAAGUCCAGAAAGUGGACACUGAGAAUGAUCACACAUGCCUUUGACAUGGCAUGUGUAAAUAGCUGGUUGGAAUAUAAAUUAGAUUGUAAACAUAUUGGCAUUUAUAAAACGAUGGACCUACUGCAUUUCAAGGAGCGCUUAGGUGAAACCCUAAUUUUAGUAGGUAAGACUUUUGUAAAGAAAAGAGGUAGGCCUAGCAAUAGUCCAUCACCAUUAUCAACUCCAGUUCGAAAACGAGUCAGGAAUAUUGAUCAAAGACCGUUUGAAGAGGUGCGAUUUGAUCACAUUGACCAUUUACCAACAAAUGACAAUACUAAUUAUCCUGUUCGGUGUAAAAAUGAGGGGUGCAAGCUACGAAGUUCUGUAAAAUGUACUAAAUGUGGUGUUCAUUUAUGUUUUACUAAAAGAAAUGAAUGCUUCAGAUUGUACCACAUCAAAUAAAGUUCCUAAUUUCAUACCAAUUUGUGAUAUGUAAAUUUAUAAGACUAAAAUUUGUUACUUAUUUAUGCUUAUUUAUUAUUUUAUUUUUAUUUACCAUGAACCAAAUGUAAUUGUAAAAGACUAUUAUGAACUCAAGAUGAGAUUCUAUGUUAUUUGAAUUUUUAUUUUAUUUUAUUUUAUAAUAAUAUUAUUAUUAUGAACUCA